This is a messenger RNA of Bactrocera oleae (olive fruit fly), 1419 nucleotides long. NCBI's taxonomy places the organism in Eukaryota, Metazoa, Arthropoda, Insecta, Diptera, Tephritidae. The record is from RefSeq and is a predicted model, not a curated record.
AUACAUAGCUGUCAUACAAACUUAACGAUUAAAAUCAAGGUUUUGUGUGGGAAACUUUUUUAUUUGGCGAAAUAUGUAAUUUCACGAAAUUUGACAUGGAUUAAUACAUAAUCAGUAUACAUAAUCUACCAACCGAUCAAAAUCAAGUCCUUAUAUGGAAAGCUAUUUUAUUUGACGAGAUAUCUUCACGAAAUUUGGCUUGGAUUAUUAUCCAAGGCAACCCUAUUAAAUCAUUCAGAUCAGACCAUUAAAUCAUAUAGCUGCAAUACAAACUAAACGGUCAAAAUCAAUGUAUUGAAUGGAAAACUUUUUUGUUGUGAAGGGUACAUUCUUGUUAUUUUCAUAUUUAGACAAAUUUUUCUAGAACAAAAUUUUAAAUAGUUUCGCUGCGAUAGCGCAAAUAAUCUCUUAAAUUUACACCGGGAGUUACAUAAGCAUACGGUUUUAUGUUAAAUAUUGUAUAUACUAUGUAUAUACUUAUGGAUAUGAAGAAAUACAUACAUAUAUGGUAUACACAAAAUAAAUCCGUUACCAACAAUUAUCAUAAUGAUAAUACAGUUAAGGCGAGGGUGCAUAUUAAACAAUUGUUGUUUUUUAAAUUAUUUGUAUAACAUACAUACAUACAUACAUAUGCAUAUGGCUAUGUAACUAAAACCGAUAAGCAACAAACUUUAGCCUAAAUCUUGCAUUUUAGAAUAAUGUAACUAAAUGCGAGAUUACUUUUAGUAAAGCUCGCAAAGUGUUAUGACGUCCCAGUUGGAUUGUUAAGAAACUGGAGUUUAUUUCAUUGUAAUUUUGUUUGUAUUGUACAAGUUUUCUUUUAUUAUAAAUUAUUUUGUCUCUAAACGACGAUUUUCAAAAAAACAAAAUGUUGCACACUGUCCGAAGUAAUGCUGAUUUUGAUAGACAAUUGUCGGCCGCUGGCGGCCGUUUGGUGGUUGUCGAUUUCACGGCCAGCUGGUGUGGUCCCUGCAAGAGUAUUGAACCCAAAGUCAGAGCGCUAUCGCGUAAAUAUAAGGACAAAGCAGUUGUGCUGAAAGUGGACGUGGACAAGUGUAGCAAUGUGGCGCAUGAUUAUAGAAUAUCUUGUAUGCCCACAUUUGUAUUUAUAAGAAAUGGACGUAAGAUCGAUCGUUUUUCAGGAGCCGAUGAAACGGAGUUGGAGUAUAAAAUGGCAAAAAUGGCUAAAGCUAAGUGAGACAAAUAAUUAAAAUGUAAAUGGAAACUAUAAAAUUAAAAUUUUAAAUAUUUAUAACAGAGGUUUUGAAAAAAUUGUAUUUGUAAUGUAAUUGACUUCAUUGUAUUUAAAAGAAUGUAAAAGGCAUCUGGUAUGCCAUUUAAAAACUAAUGAAACAUUGUAAAACUAUUAUAUUAAAUGUAUGUUAAACUAUGUAAUAAAAACAACAAUGAGCUUAAGAA